AUGGAAGAACGGACAUGGACAAUGAGAGAUGCCAGAACUGGGGUAGCUGAAGGUGAUGUCUGUGAGGAAACAAGCAGCAUCCUGCGGCUGGUGAUGACCCCUCUGGAAAGCAAAUCUAUGACUUUAUAUGGCAGCUAUCACUGCCCUACAGUUGGAUUUCAUUAUUUGAAUGAGAUGAAAAUCAGUAUUCAAGCAUACGUGAAGCUUUGUGUGAUAGAAACACUUUCAAAACUUUCUCGCACUCCUAUUGCAAUUGGCACAGGAAUAAGGCCAUUCCCUACAGAAGAAAGCGUUGAUGAUGAAGACGUCUACAAAUGUCUUCCUGAUUUAAUAGAUGAAACUGGUGUUGAUGAAGAUGAAGACUUGUAUGAUUGUGUCUAUGGAGAAGAUGAAGGUGGGGAGGUUUAUGAAGACCUAAUGAAAGAUGAAGCAGCACAGCAACCUAAAUACACUGAAAAUGACAUAAGAAGCUGUUGUCUUGCUGAAAUAAAGCAAACUGAAGAGAAAUACACUGAAACUCUGGAAUCAAUAGAGAAAUUCUUCAUGGUACCAUUGAAAAGGUUUCUGUCGGCAUCAGAAUUUGAUACUGUUUUCAUCAACAUUCCUGAUUUGGUGAAAAUUCACAAGAAUCUAACACAGGACAUCAAUGAUUCUAUUGUUAACAAAAAUGAUCAGAAUCUAUACCAGAUUUUUAUUAACUACAAGGAAAGAUUGGUUAUUUAUGGACAGUACUGCAGUCAAGUGGAGAUAGCAAUAUCAUGCUUAGACAACAUCUCUAAGACAAAAGAAGAUGUUAAAUUGAAGUUAGAGGAAUGUUCCAAGAGGGCCAAUAAUGGGAAAUUCACAUUGCGGGAUCUUCUAGUGGUUCCAAUGCAGAGAGUGCUAAAAUAUCACCUACUGCUCCAGGAGCUGGUAAAGCACACUACUGAUCCCAUGGAGAAGGCAAAUCUAAAGCUGGCACUUGAUGCAAUGAAGGACUUGGCUCAAUACGUAAAUGAAGUGAAGAGAGAUAAUGAAACACUUCGUGAGAUCAGACAGUUUCAACUAUCAAUAGAGAAUCUGAAUCAUUCCCUCUUACAGUAUGGAAGACCUCAAGGUGAUGGGGAAAUAAGGAUAACUACGUUAGACAAACGUGCGAGGCAAGACAGGCAUAUCUUCUUGUUUGAUCUAGCUGUAAUUGUUUGCAAACGGAGAGGUGAUAAUUAUGAAAUGAAGGAAAUAAUAGAUCUUCAGAAAUACAAAAUUACAAAUAACCCCACUACUGAUAAAGAAAAUAAGAAGUGGUCUUAUGGCUUCUACCUCAUUCAUAUCCAAGGUCAAAACGGUUUAGAAGUUUAUUGCAAAACUAAAGACUUGAAGAAAAAGUGGCUUGAACAGUUUCAGAUGGCUCUGUCCAACAUACGUCCAGACUAUGCAGAUACAAGCUUUCAUGAGUUCAAAAUGCACACUUUCAGUCGCGUGACGUCAUGCAAAGUCUGUCAGAUGCUUCUGAGGGGAACAUUUUAUCAAGGCUAUUUAUGUUCUAAGUGUGGAGCUGGAGCACACAAAGAAUGUUUAGGAAGAUUAGACAACUGUGGCAGAGCUAAUUCAGGUGAACAUGGGAGCCUGAAACACGAGAAACGAACGAAUGGGAUUAGAAGAAACUCCAGACACGUGGACCCAGGUUUACCAAAAAUGCAAGUCAUUCGAAACUACAAUGGAAUACCACAGCCAGCAACACAAGAUGGUCCACCAUUGCAUAUCCAGAUUGGGGACACUAUUGAACUAAUUAGAGGAGAUGCACAUAGCUUAUUUUGGCAGGGCAGAAAUCUAACAACAGGAGAGCUUGGAUUCUUCCCAAGUGAUGCAGUGAAGCCUAGUCCAUGUGUUCCUAAACCAGUUGACUACUCUUCACAACUGUGGUUUGCAGGAGCAAUGGAAAGAUUGCAAGCAGAGAGUGAACUUAUUAACAGAGUAAAUAGCACUUACCUGGUACGGCACAGGACCAAAGAGUCAGGAGAAUAUGCAAUUAGUAUUAAGUACAAUAACGAAGUGAAGCACAUCAAGAUUUUAACAAGAGAUGGCUUUUUCCACAUUGCGGAAAACCGAAAAUUUAAAAAUUUAAUGGAACUCAUAGAGUAUUAUAAGCACCAUUCUCUCAAAGAAGGCUUUCGAAGUUUGGAUACUACUCUUCAAUUUCCAUACAAAGAAUCUGAAAACUCAAUGGGACAAAGAAGUAACAGAACAGGUGGCAACUUGCUAAGCCCGAAGGUAAUAGGCAUUGCCAUAGCCAGGUAUGACUUCUGUGCAAGAGACAUGAGAGAACUGUCCUUAUUGAAAGGGGAUGUCGUAAAGAUUUACACAAAGAUGAGUGCAAAUGGCUGGUGGAGAGGCGAAGUAAAUGGAAGGGUGGGCUGGUUUCCAUCAACUUAUGUUGAAGAGGAUGAAUGAAUUAAAACCUUUCCUCUGCUGACCAGCAGUUUCAGGGAUUGUAAAAAUGUACUAUCUUCAAAGGGUUAUUGGUCUUGUUAAGUAUUUAAACAGCAGCAUUUUUGUCUGCCUGAACCUUCCAGUCUUAAUGUUGGGAUUUAUACAGAAGUUUGUACUGACAGAUUAUUACCUUGCCCAGAGCUGUGCAAGAAACAACCUGAAGGUUUGCCAUCACUGGGGAUCAGUACAAAGUCCAACCUUCACCUUCCCAGAAGAUCCCUGGAAAACAAAUUUCUUUAUGUUCCUUUUCAUUUCACCCUGUACUACACCAUGAAUACUAUGAAUAUUAUUCAGUUAUGGCUGAAUAUUUAAUAAGUCUUUUUUCUUCUAGCUAACAUCUGUGAUGGUACAAGGAGAUGAAGGCUUAUUAUUCCUUAUCACUGCAUGCGGAAAACAGAGUUCAGUCAUUCCAGUGGACAUAAAGUAUAGUCAGUAGACUUGUCUUGAAACAUCAAACUAAUUAUCACCU
Mesitornis unicolor (brown roatelo) is the source of this 2938-nucleotide messenger RNA. RefSeq names its product vav 3 guanine nucleotide exchange factor (gene VAV3). Gene Ontology annotation, cellular component: plasma membrane; cytoplasm. Gene Ontology annotation, molecular function: protein binding; guanyl-nucleotide exchange factor activity. The coding region runs from base 1 to 2430 and encodes 809 amino acids. The record is from RefSeq and is a predicted model, not a curated record. The transcript has 26 exons. Gene Ontology annotation, biological process: intracellular signal transduction; regulation of GTPase activity; cell migration. NCBI's taxonomy places the organism in Eukaryota, Metazoa, Chordata, Aves, Mesitornithiformes, Mesitornithidae.